CUGUAGCUACGCGCUAGGCUAGGCAAGCAGUAUGGCGGAGCAAGAGAAGGAAUUGGAGUUAGAGGUUUUAAAAAAAGAAUUGGAGAGUUUGUUUGUCAGUAACUCAAGUGAACAAUACGGACUCCAAAGCAAGUUAUAUUGUGUACAGUUCUGUAAGUUGGUAGAGGUCUAUACAGGGCGAUGGCAGGUGCCCUUGCCACAGCUACAGGUUCUUCAGACGGCUCUGAGUUCCUUUGUCCAGGCGUCGGCUGGCUUCCCAUGCACCUGUGAGCAUGUCCACUACACCCUGAGCAGUCUGGCCUUGAGUGUUUUUGAACUCUUGCUGUUUUUGAAGAAAGAAAACUUCGUGCAGGAUCCAUUGAAAGACAUCCUUGAUUCAUUCCAGGAAUGCUUUUCCCACCUGGAUAGACACCAGAACAUCCACCUGCUGCAGGUGAAACAAAUCAUCAGAGAGAAGGGACCAUGGGCCAGCCCUGUACUACAGGCCAUUCUGAAGGACACCGCUCUUCCCCAGGAUGAAGUGGAGCGGUACAUAGGCUCAGAGGUGCCGGUCUUCUUCGAGCUGCGUGUUCGUUACCUGCUGUCCUGUUUCAUGAUCCAGGAGGCUGUGGUUCUGGCGAAGACGUGCUCCCAACACCUGACUGCUGGGCGAAACCUAUUCUUCCUGCAGGCCUACCUCACCUGUCUCUGCAAGGCCUCGCUCUAUGAUCACAUGCGCAAAGAGAUGUGGGAGGUAGACGGUAAGGAUGCGGUGGAUAUUGUUUGCAACACGGAGCGAGAGGAGAGCGACGACACGCUGCUGGCCCUCUGUAGGGCCUUUCUUUCCCAGCAGCUACUCAAUGGAGACAUGUACUACAUGUGGGAUCUGGUGUUCAUAUGGAGUAAACUCUGCCUACGGGUCAACCCCUCCAAGCAGGCCUUACUGGAAGAAAGCCAUCAGCUGCUGCUGUCUGCAACUGACAUCAAGUCAAUUUUCCCUUUCAUGAGAGUUAUCCUUGCAGAGCUUGGAAAGGAUGGUCUGCAGUUCUGUGUGGAGCUCUGCACCCAUGCCCUCCAGACAGACCGCUGUGACACAGCUACCAAAUCCCUACUCUACAAGACCGUGGCCUACCUUCUGCCCAACGACCUGGAGAUCUGCCGGGCCUGCGCCCUCCUCGUGUUCUUCCUGGAGCGCACGGUGGAGGCCUACAAGACCGUGUUCCUCCUCUACACCCACCCUGAUGAGGAGUACUACGCUGAGGCUGGCCCCAUCAGGAACCAUGUCCGGUUUGAGAUACUCCAGACCCUGAAAAGGGGACUUUACUUUGACCCCGAAUUCUGGAACCUUUUGAAUCUCCGUACCAACUGCCUAAAGCUAAUGAGCGAGAAGAAGGCGGCCUUGGCAAGGAUCAUGGAGGAGGAUAAGUGGGUGUCCAGUUACUGUAGCAACAUCCCCAAAGAGACCUGCCGUGGCUGGGCCACUGAACCGUCUGAGCAUUUGCAGACUAGACAAGUCGCUGAGACUAAACAACCACAGAUGAAACAAGCUCCAGUUAAACACAUACAGAUUAAACCCUUUCAUCAGGUAACGGAGCCCAAGAAGCGUUUUCACAGAGACGAGAAGAAUAACGCCUCGACGGCACCAGUGGACGGCAAACGUGUCAAAACUCAAAGUUCAGAAAAGACUGUUGGAAAGACCUCUGCUGUCGAGCCACCGCGGCAGCCAGUCAGUCACCUGACACCGGCAAUGGCAAGACAAGCCAAAACAAAGUCUGCAAAAAAGGUUGAACCCCCUGUAGUUGUUGAAGAACAACCUGUUGUAAAAAGGAGAGGAAGAAAGCCUGGGCCGAAGCCAAGAAUGCGGUCACCUGUAAGAGUGGACUCCUCUGCCGAGUCCUCAGUCAGACGGUCCGUCAGACAACUGGACACGGUGCAGGAUAACCUUGAUCGGCAAGGCACUCCCAUACAACACAGGCACAUGACCCGACUUUCAGAAAAGAAACCACCCAAGCGACUGGGUAGAAAACCUCGCUGGCUUCUGGAGGGAACCUUUCAGGCUGAGACCAGUGCUCCACGGAGAGGUCGGAAACCAGGUCGGAAACCUCAGCAGCAGAAGACCCAGGUGGCGGUGGAGAAGGCAAAGAACUCACCGUGUCAGUCUAGUUCAGUCAAGGAAACUAAAACCAAACCGAAGAAUGCAGGUAACUCACAAAGCAACUCACCGGCUGCUUGUUUAGCAGCGAGGGAACCAGAAUGUACAAGUGAGGACAUUCCUGAUGGGAACCAUCUACCUGCGGUAUCUCUUGCUCCUGACUUGAAGUUGGAGGUCUCGCAACCUGACAAUGAACUGGUGGUUUUCCCUGAAGAUCAACUCAGAAGACAAGGACUGGUGUUUGUAAACUGUGAUCUGUCUAAGCCGCCAGCCCCGGCACAGUUUCAGGAAAAGGAUCGAUUUAGAGAAGAGUUUAUCUUCCCUACUCAAAACCCCAGUCUCUUCAUACAGCAGUUGCACAGCUAUGCACGGGUGCUUAAGACGGAAGGUGUUUCUGGGAAUGCUGAAACCUGUGCGCUGAAACCGACAGAUGUCCGUCCCUACCUGAACCAAAGUUGUCUGCCAGAGCUAGAUGCUGCAUCUGCUGUAUUUUACCAGAUGUCAGCAGUGGAAAUGAAAGGUGAGGUCUCCUCACAAACUGCCACUCCAACAGCCACUGCCAUGACCGUCACAUCACAAGGGUUCUUUAUUGACAAAGAUGCUCAGCAAAAAUGUAUUCCAUUCCAUGCCACUACGAAUGUCAUGAACUCAAAUAAUCCAGGUAGAAGAAGAGCACGAAUAUUGAAUAUUGAGGGUCCAAAAGAACCAACAAAAGUUAUUAACGUUCCUAAAGAGCUGACGUCUACUGAAGUCAGUGAUGUUCUAGAAUCCUCAUCAAGGGAAACAGAAGUUACUGAUAUUCUGAAAGAGGCAAUGAGUAUUGCAAACAUUGGUUUGGAGGAAGCCAUGAUGGAUGACACUGACACUGGCAUCUCUGACAAGGAUAUUCGAGUGCUUGUUGAUCCUACUCCUACUUUUUGCUGGCUGUCUAAUACCUCAAUGAAUGCAUUUGCCAGAGAAUUUGAAAAGUUUGCCAAGGGUAAGGACACAGUGGUUUUGGAAAACCAUGAGGCUGUGACAGCCCAAGCUACAGGUAAUAUAUUGCGGAAAACCUUGGCGACGUCACCAUCACUGGAAGACACCCUUCAGGACAUCAUCCCAGAGAAUGCCCCAAAAGUCAAUACUGAACCGGUAGUUGUUCAUAAGGACACUUCAUUAGUAAAACAACUGAACCCAAAAGUCACAGAUGCCUUACAGGACACCCAGACAGGAGUAGAACAUCAAAACAUCCAACAGGUCACAGGACUGGACACAAAUCCAAAGGACAUCCCAACACCAUUUGAGUACAUCCCACAGAUCACUGAUGACACCCGGCAGCUUGAGGAACCUCUUAAAGUAGCUGUACUUCAGAGGUCCAUGUGGGGUAUAAUCCAUACAGUGGACUCACCAGAGGACAACACCCCCAAAUUUACCAAAGUAUUUUCAGAAAAUGCUCAGAAUAUCCAACAGCCAACUGAAGACAACAUGAAUGCCACAAUGGGCAACAGAACGGAGACCUUGCCUAAAGUCACUGCAGAUGCCCUACAGGUUACUGAGGACAGAACAAAAGCUACUGUUGAUACUGCAAUGGUUUCUACAGGUAACAAAUCAGAGGUUGUUGAGGUUUUCCUACAGAACAGAGAUGACACUUGUCCUCUGAAGAGCCCGCAGAAAACGCCACAAGACACUUCAAUGACCACUGGGGAUUCUGGACACUGCCAAAUUGCCACUGGGGAUUCUGGACACUGCCAAAUGGUCACUGUGGAAACUACUGAUGUCCCAAUAGUAACAGUGGACUCAGGAUACUGCUUAAUGUUCACAGAGGACGUCCUGAAAAUCUCUGAGAAUGUCCUGAAAGAUUCCAAAGAUGCCUCAAAGGAGUGUAAAGACAUUCUACAGAACACCCAAAUGGUCUCUAAAGAUGCUUGCAUCCCUAGGGAUCGAGCGCGGGUCAAUGAUCACCCCGACAAGGAUAAUACUGAUCCCUCAAAGGUAACUGAUGUUGCUUCAAAGCACCCUGAUGACUCCCCAGAGAACCCCUCAAUGGUCACUGAAGAUAAUAUUGACAGCCCAGAAAUAUGUGGGACUGCUCCAGAGCCAACUGGAGAUCCUUCAGAUGUCAAUGAAGACACCCAGCAAAUCACUGACCUGUCAGGGAUCGUGGAAGACACCCCGAAAGUCACAAAGGGUGUCCCACAUAAUACACAGGACAACUCAUUGGUCACCUCAAAUGUCUCCAAAAGUGCUCACACUCCAAAGGUCAGCAAAGACACCUCAAAAGACCCUGACUACAUGCGUAAAGUCACUAAGAGUACCCCUAAAAUCACAAGAGAGACCCCACAGAAAGGACAGGACUCCCCAAAGGUCACUAAGGAGGCCGUGGUCUCUAGGGAUACCUUGCAAAACCCUGAAGGCAUCCCACAGGAGACUGGGGAUGGUCAACUGGCGUAUCGCUGCAGUCUCUGCAACAAGAUUUUCAAUGGCAAUGCCCAUGUCGCAGCCCAUGCCAUGUACCACUUCCGCAGAGACCAAUGUAUGUUCUGUAGGAUGCUGUUCAAAAAUGACCUCAUCGCCAUGAUGCAUCUGUCUGAACACAUUGACAAGUUGAAGAAAGGAAACGUUCAUGCUGAUAUUCAAGGGGUCCAUGAGAACUGUCCACCUGGGUUGCCUGAAAAGCCUGAACGCUCUGCACAGAAGGGUAGACGGGGACGCAAAAGGAUCUCCGUACUCUCCACAGAUACCAGAGAAUCAUCUCCACCCAAUUGCAGAAAACUGCGGUCUACCAAUAGGCUGUCGACCGACCUUCAUCCAGAGACUAGAGUGGAAACCGAAGAGUGUGAUGCCAAGCAGUCGAUAGAGAGGGUCAAUGGACACAUAGGUAAAAGACGGGUUAAGGUUGAAGGAAUGGAGCAUGAUGGGGAUUUUCAAAGACCAGAGCAGAAACAGCAAAAGGAGGAGCAAUCCUGUCUGGAGACGAGGGAAGAACCUGUGGAGCACUCUACUACUUCGGUAAAGAUUGCAACAUGGGAACAAAAUGGUGCCUCUUCAAAUCUAACAAAGACUUUAAAAGAGGUGAAACCCUGCUCCUCAGCAAAGACAGUGGAGGCUAAAACAGGAUCUGCGUCUUUAGCGACAGGACCACAGGAUAGGCUUUCUGUUUCCCCUAUUGAGACCUCGGCCCAGGGGAAGGAAUCUUCCGGUUGCUGCCCUGUAGAGGGAUGUACUGAGACAUUCCCUGGAAAAAUGCGCUCUAUCCUCGGUCAUAUUCUGGACGAUCACCGUAGCGAUACCAAAUGCUUAGAAACUGCGUUUUGCCACUGGAAUGGAAAAUGCAGUAUUUGCCAGAAGCCUGGUUUGACUUUGCAGCAUUACCAGCACCACGUGGAACAGCACAGAGGAAGUCCCCGACAUCCUUGUCUACACCGUGGGUGUAAAGCCCGGUUUGGCGCUGUGGCAGAAAUGAGAAAACAUGCAAAGACUCACCAGCCCCUACAGGCGGUAUGUUGUUUCCCAGGAUGUAAGGAGCAGUUGGGUUGUUUUUUGGAACUUAACCGUCAUGAGCGAGAACACUAUCCUCUUCCAAAGGAACAGACUUAUGUCCCUGUUGUUGGUUCUACUUCUGUAAAAGAGACAGAUGAGCUACAUCAGAUGGGUGAAAAGGGGAGAUGGGAUCGUAGAGAAAAGGAAACAUCAACUGCUGCCUCUGCUACUACUGUAAAGGUAACUAGGAAGUGUAAUUUGACCAAGAAGGAAACUCAGGUCAUUGGGAAACGGCAGGUUCGUAAAUCCAGGAAUAACAAUCCUCACCCUGUUAUCACUGGAAAGGCGAUCGAUAAGUUGCAGGGUAAGAGGAAGCUGUGUAUCGGUAAGAAAGUGAGUACCUCAACAUCUACCACCAAAGCUAAACAAGCUGAAAAAGUGACCAAGAAGUUAAAGAUGAUGAAUAAGUUAAAGAAAGCACAGGCUUCAAAGAGUCGGCACAUUAGCUCAGAAAAGGACACCUCAACUCCUCCCAGCAUAACCACCACUGCUCAAAAAGUUACCAAAAAUGUUAAGGUGAUAAAUAAGUUACUGAAGAUGCAGGUUAUUAAGAAAAAGACUAUUAGCAAGAAAAUGUAUCCCCUGAGUAGUCAAGCUACUGAUGUGACAAAAAAAUUGAAGGUGACUGAUGAUUUCAAGAAAACCAAACAGGCUUUACGGAAAACCAGUGUAGGAACUAAACGAGCUGUACUGAAACCAAGUGUAGGAACAGAAUCUACGAAGGCUUCAGGUGUUGAAACUGAUGUGGACACUGCAACACCUCCCUCCACAGAAUCCAAUUCAAAGAAUUGUGAACCAAGAAACACUAAAAUUACUCCUCCCCAAACCUGUAAAACAACUCCAAAAACCCCUAAAACUACACCUUCAAAAUCCACAAUCAAGGAAGAGGUCGUAAAAAACGCUUAUAUUCGGCCCCUGCGCUCAGCACACCUAGAUGAGAACUACACUACUGUGACAAAACGCAGGAAAGUGACGUCCUGGGUACCUCAACACUCUCAAGCACACCUGGAUGCAAUGGAGGCCACGCCCACUACACAACCCAUCCAGAGGCUUGGUGCGAAGAGACAAUGGGCUCGUAGAGAAAAGGCAUCCACUACUAAUACAAAGGUAACCAGGGAGUAUAAUUUGACCAAGAAGUUAGAGGAAUUCCCGGUCACUAAGAAACCACAGGUUCGUAAAGGCCAAAGUCCCCCUACUGCACAUCCCCCUGCCAUCACUGUAAAGGCGACCAAUGAAUUUAAGGACUUGCGGGUUACCAGGAAGUCGCGUGUUAAGAACGUUAGCACCACUGAACAAGCCGAAAAAGUAACCAAGAAGUUAAAGAUGAUAAACAAUUUAAAGAAAGUGCAGGCUGCAAAGAGUCGGUACGUUGGCAAAAAAAAGAGCUCCUCAACUCCCCCAAUAACCUCCUCCACUACAACUUCUAACCCAAUCAUCUUGGCUGAAAUUGUUACCAGAAAGCCAAAGCUGACCGAUGAGUUAAAGAAAAAAAAACGGCAUGUACAGAAACCAAGUCUAAGACAAGACCCCAAAAAUACAGACAGUGUUGACAUGGAUACAAACCCCCCAACUGUCCUUCCCACCACAGAAUCAAAGUCCAAGAACUGCAAACCUCAAAACACUAAACCUACCACUUCCACACUCCCUUCAGGUUCUUCUACUGCACCUCCCACAUCACAUACUGUUACUCCUACAACCCCUCCCCCUCUCAAAACCCCUUUUUCUCCUUCCUCUCCCAAAACCCUUACUACUCUUUCCAAAACCCCUAUAGCUCCUCCCAAAUCCCCUGCUGUUACUCCCAAAUCCCCGAUCAGGAAAGACGAGGGGACAACUUCGUUUUAUGGAAUGAUUGGCAACAAGCCCUAUAUCCGCCCUCCGCCCACAGCCUACCUAGACGAGAGUUACACCACCAUGCAGAAACGAAGGAAAGAGAUGUCCUGGGCUCCUCAUCAUUCUCCAACGCAUCUGGAUCCAGUAGAAGCUGUGUUGGCUGUCCAGAGGCAGCGGUGUACCAAAUGUUUUCUGCCUUUCAACAGUCCAGAGGAGCUCCAAACACACCUGUCACUGAAGAAAUGCACUGCUCUCUUUGGCUUUGAUGACUCUGAUGAAGACGGUAACCGUUGAAGUAGAGAAGAGGACAUCUGAGGACCUGCUGCUAGGGGUUGAACCCCUCCCAACCCUGCUACCUUAAUGAGUAGGAUUCUUACAGGGUCGACCUUUACUGGACCCACAGGGCCCCGCUUGUGGCUGAGGCCAGCUGAUGGCUACAAGAGAACCAACAACAUUCAGGGUUGUGACCUUCCAUGUUCUGUCCCCGUCUAGCAUAGAUCUGACUGUUGACCUGCUAAGAUCUGUGAUGUUCUCCCUUAAAGGUCAAUGGUUGUCUGAACCUGAAUGGUUAAUUUUAUUAACUGGUUGACUAACUGACCAGGAGGCAUUUCUAAAGUAAAGCCAGGAUUCAUGUGAAGGACUUGGGUUAGGAGUAUGGACAUUUAAUAAUUCUAUGUUUAUUCGUUUUUUUAUUGUAUUUUCUUUGGACUCAGGAAGUGCCUGGACCCAACCUGCUACUGCUUCUUCCUGCUUCUCUUCCAUUGGUCAGCGGUCCAGGGACUGCAUUCCAAUUGGCAGCCUAUACUGUACUAUAUGUAGUGCACUACUAGACAACAUUAGUGCACUAUAAAGGCAAUAGGGUUCAGUUUGGGACACCCCAGGGAGUUAUGGCUGGGUCACGGAAUGACUCGUGAAGCUGUGAGAACUGAUUUUACACAGUCAAAAGACAGCAGGGAUAUUAACUACAUUGUUUCAGAUAUUUAACACAAUUAUUUUUGGUUGUUUUGCUUCUGUGCUUCACCUUUAUUCUGCAGUUAAAAUACAGUAUUCCACCUUUGUCUCUGAAUUGUGCGAAGCGUCUUAUAAUUUACGUUACACUGCUUUGAUUAACUGUUGUGCGGAAAACAAUAUGAACGUCAACACCACUGAAAGUACAUUUGUUUUUAAAUCAGAGGAGUAUUAUUAGCUAUAAUGCCUAAAAAUAAUUUAAAUGUAGCUACUGAAUCUCAUUUUCAAUAAAUGAACAUUGCUUUUUUUUUGUGUAGUGAACAUCACUUCAGAUAAAAUUAUACUUUAUUGCACAAAGUUUCAUGUUGUCUGGGAUGAAUUGACAUGUUGGCAGUUAAUCUGCACACAACCAGAAUUGGUUUAACUGUUCAUACAGUAAAUCUAUGGCUUGUGUCCCAAAUGACACUAUUCCUUAUAUAGUGCACUCCAGGUCAGAGCACAUAGGGCUCUAUUCUAAAGUAGUGCAUAUAAAAGGGAAUAGGUCAGGGUGUCAUUUGGGUUUAGAUAUCUAUGUCAUUGAGGUCAGAAAUGUAUGUGAAUUAAUUUACCCAUGUGUCCCUAAAACACCAGGGCUAAAUCUUAGGGCUGUGGGUUCAUCAGUUUAUAUUAGCUUCUCACAUGUUAGAACAAAGUUAAUGUAAAAAAAAAAA
Molecule: messenger RNA, 9138 nt
Organism: Esox lucius (northern pike)
Lineage: Eukaryota; Metazoa; Chordata; Actinopteri; Esociformes; Esocidae
Exons: 9
Coding region: 32-7774 (2580 amino acids)
Biological process (GO): regulation of transcription by RNA polymerase II
Cellular component (GO): nucleus
Molecular function (GO): DNA-binding transcription factor activity, RNA polymerase II-specific; DNA binding
Source: RefSeq, a predicted model, not a curated record